Molecule: messenger RNA, 1767 nt
Organism: Bursaphelenchus xylophilus (pine wood nematode)
Lineage: Eukaryota; Metazoa; Nematoda; Chromadorea; Rhabditida; Aphelenchoididae
Source: the annotation of a GenBank genome assembly
AUGUUAUCUGGGAGAACAUCGUCGAAUGGAAGAAUCAGGUCAGUUGGGAGGAAUAACUGUGGAGAACCGAGUUGUAGAGGGGAUAAUAGGAGCUGUUUAAUCGAGAAAGAGUUUGGUUUUGUGAAAGGCCCGCUAUUACGACAUAUUUUUUUAAAUGUUGCGGUAGGGAUGACUAUUUUCCCUACAAGUUAAAAACGUGGAGAGCGGUUAGAGAGAAAAACGCUUUUUGGCCAUAGCUUUAGCUGUUUCGUGCGGAAAAAUUUGAUUUUUUGUGGAAAAAACUACCCUUUACGGCAGAAAUUGGCAUGAAACUUUUCGUGCCGAAAUUCGGCAAAAGGUCCUAAAUUUUCUCCAAUUUUCGAUCUAAAAAUCUCAGCUGUUUCUGCAAAGCUAGGAUUCUCGUAUAUAUUUUACAAAAAAUUAUUCUAAACCUGUGCCAAGUUUCAUCAAAAUCUGAGCGUCGCACGUGGGGUACUUCCCCUGUUAAUCCUUUUUUUCGAGUUAAAAAAUUGAUUAGACUUACGUUAGGUUGAAUUUUUUGCUGAUUUAUAUUGUUUUUUUUAAAGUUUUUCGCUUCUUAAUACAUUAUUCUUUCAGAAAGACCUUCAUCCUUCAUGUUUGCCUUGUGGUCGACAAGGAAGCUGGAAUGAUCGGAAACGAAGAACAAGUCACUCUGCCGAAACCUGCCUUCCAUGGAACGGUCGGCUUGUUUGAAUAUGUACAGUUCAAUUUGUUUGGGGGUAAGUGAAGCUUCGAGUAUAGAGGGUGACUUUGGUUGAUCUAUAGGCUGGAAGUCCGUUUUAAUGUGGGUUUUUGAAACAUGUAGAUUGCCAGAUUCGCCGUCAUGACGCAUUUUUUAGCCCUCUGCUGUGUUAUUAUAUUUGGUCGUUUUGAGGGUAAAAGUUGAUGAAGACACUUUUUGCUCCAUGAAUUAUCUAAUUUAGUGGUAAAGGACUUGCUUAGUAGGGGCUUUAUGUUGUUAGUUAAAUUUCCUUUUCAAAUUUUUCCAUUUGUAGUAAAGCAUUGCUUCCAGGUUGCCCGUCAAAGUUUGUAUAUGAAUGGCAAUUGAUAUAAGAUUGAAUAAAUUUGAGUGUGGAGCGGUGGAUAUCAAGGACAAAGUCAUCAUCGUUUAGUCUGCACAAUGCAAGAAAAUUAUAAAAGUAAGUGGGUUAUCGGUUAUUAAACUGAUCUGAAAUUCCGUAGGUGGAUUACAGGGGAAAUCAGUCAAAUAAAUUAUAAUUGAAUUAUGGGAUCGUGACAGUUUUUGAUCAGGUGUCUUUUGGUUUGACGUUUUGGUCUCUAAUGUGAAAUAAGCGGGAUAAAGUAAAUUCAAAUGCGAUAAAAGUAUAUAGGGCUCGUGCUUUAUAAGUUUCGUCGGCUUUGCAAAAAAAUGUUGCAAAAAGGCGUUCAGAAUUCGCUCUGAACGCCUUUUUGCAACAUCAGUUCAAAUCGUGAAAAAUCGUGAACUGAUUAUUGCAAAAUCAGUUCACGGGGUGAACUGAUGUUGCAAAAAGGCGUUCACGAUUUGAACUGUUGUUGCAAAGUGGCGUUCAGAGCGAAUUUUUUUUGCAACAUUUUUUUGCAAAGCCGACGAAACUUAUAAAGCACGAGCCCUAUAUGCUACUAAAUAUUUUUGGCAGAAUUUUUAUCACUAUGAUAUUACAAUUUUUCGAGAUCUCUAUAUUAAUCAUGAGAUUGUUGAACUUGAUUUUUGAUUUUUUAGCCUUCUAAUCUCCUUUUCUUGCAGAUUCCUUCAAGUUCCAUUAA